CAAAAGUCUUUCCUGCGCUGCGCCUCGACACACUCUUCUGUUCUACUUUGACUUCUUGAACUGUACACUAUUUCAUCCUUUUUCGUCAUUCGCUCAGUUUGUUCAUCUCGUACAUUUCUUCCUCCAAGGGCAAACCCUGUAUUCUGCUACUCAAACUCCUUUGACGAACGACUUCCGCAGAUCCGCCGACUAUCAAUUCUCUUCCCGGAAAAUACCACAAACCCUCCGAGACAUUUUGUCCCCUCGACUCAUCCUUGCUCGUUGCCCUCUUUUUCCAUUAGAACGGCCUUCUUUCGGAGUCACUUGGGACGUCGGUAUCGUUCACGCUUAGUUAUUUGCUCGAGUUACGUGUUGGAGGAAGAAACGGGAGUACCGACCUUCUCCAGAACAUCUUUAGUGGAAGCCAGAAAAAUGUCGUAUCAUUAAGCCCACCAUAAUAGGCGGCGAAAGCAAGGACCAUUUACAGUUCUCUUCAAUGGCGUUCAAUGGUCAGCAUGAACCCUCUCAACACCCGACAGGAUCAGCUGGAGGAAGUACACAUCGACCAAGUCGGUGGUCUUGGUUGAGGAUGUCGAGUAAUUCACUCACCGUCCCGCUGUUCUUGCUCCUCUGGAUAAGCGUGGUCGAAGCUGCCUAUGUCGAAUUUCACAAUUGUCUGGAUAAGAAUAUCAUAAAUUCACAACCUCGACUUCUGCAGUUCGACCCGCUCAAUGUAUCGGCGGUUUUCAAUACAACUUCAGGCCGACACCACCUCAAUGUGACCGUGUAUGGGAAUGUUACCGGAAAGGCCACAGAUCAGCCUUAUCCUGCGCCGGACGAUCCGUCAUGGAAGAACCCGAACGAUACCUUUGGCAAGAUCCCAGACGUCAGCGAGUCCAACAACAAGUAUACGACACUCUUCACUCGGUUUAAUCUUCUCAGCUAUACCCCAUGGAACGACGAGCCCAGAAGGUUUUGCACGGCCGUCACGCAAGACGACUGCCCGCUAGCUCCAGCCUUCUACGCCAAUUCUACUGAACUCACUCGACUCCCUGCGUUUUCCGUCGCACAUGACAUGGGUUCAAGUUACGCUUUCACCUCUUUAGAAGCGACUAUACAAGUACAAUCAGGCGAUGCUAGCGGGCAAUACUACGGCUGUGUAACUGCCACGGUCACGCCAGAUCUAGGAGGAUACCUCAAUGGCUUACUGAGGUAUCUACCUCUUGCGGUCCUGAUUGUCGUUGGCAUUGCAACAAUUGCCGCUUCCGUCUUCAGUCCCUGGGGGUCGGCUGAUCUAUUCAACUGGAGCAGCAAUUUUGGCCGUGAUGAGGAUUUGCUUCGCCUCGUUACCCCGGGUUUCGGUGAUUGCUUACAGUAUAUCCAAUUCGUGGUCUUGACCGGAAGCUUGAGUCUUAAUUACCCGGGCUUCUAUCAGCCUGCUGUGAGUCGAGUCAGUUGGUCGUCCUUGAUGUUCAACGAAAGCUUUGUCUCUGGAGGCAAUGGGACCCAGCCUCUGGUUGACGGCAUCUACCAAUAUAGGCCAGGCACUAAAUAUGGUCUGGACCAAAUGAGCCAAUUAGUCGGCAUGACUUCGGACAGAGACAUCUGGGCCGCCAUGAUUGUCUGGCUGGUUGUGAUCGUUGCAGGUGCCACGCUUUUGACACAACUCGGCUUUGCUGCUCGCUGGAUAUAUCGGCAAAUUGCAAACGAACCUGCCGAAGAUUUUCGCUCCAAGAACGGACCUUUCACCAUCGGAAAUGUGGUGCGAAUCACCUUCAACUACUUCAUUCUGCCCUGGAUCUCGCUUUCCUUCUAUCAGCUCUUGAUCGCCGCUCGAGGACCCUCAUAUUCCGUCGCACUUGCGGCUGUUUCGUUGGUCGUGGUGAUCCUGUUCUCAGUGCGGCUUAUGCUGCUCUUCACUCGGACAAGACCACGUUCGUUUCUGUUCGACGAUCUCUUAACAGUUCUUGCCUAUGGUCCGUUAUAUAAUACUUACUGUGAUGAUGCUGCCACUUUCGCUAUGAUUCCCCUCAUGAUCAACUUUUUACGGGGUAUUGCUAUUGGAGCUGUACAGCCUUCAGGCGUGGCCCAGGUUGUACUUUUGGCAAUCUCUGAGGUAAUUCUCAUUCUGACGAUCAACCUUUUUCGACCAUUUCCGUCUGCAACAUCGAUGAACAUCUAUCACACCUGCUUUUCGGCCAUCCGACUCAUCACCAUACUACUGUCGAUUGCAUUCGUGCCGUCUCUCGGUGUCGAAGCCUCCACACGAGGGUGGAUGGGAUACGCUAUCUUGAUUAUUCAUGCCUGCACCCUUGUCUUCGGCUUCUUUCUCAACGCGGUUCAGACCCUGAUCGAGGUGGUUGCCAGGCUUGCAGGGGCCGGUGGACGCGAUCAAGAUACUGGUGGCGCCACUCGGGGAGGAUUGACCAAGGUCUUUGGAAUGCGACAAUUGUCUAGGCGACUCCCACGCCGCGACGCGAAUUCUCGUCAUAGCAUGGCUUCAAAUGCCGCCAUGCUCAAUGCCAUGGACCCUGAGCAGAAACAACUUCAGGAAGCGAAGACACGCUCUCGUAGCGUCUCGGCCGCCUCGGGAGCUUUGUUAGAUAGUGGCCGGAGUGCGCACAGAUUGAGCUCUAACAUCGAUGCCCAGGCAAUGGGUACAACCACGCCAGAUCGUACGAGCAAAACUUCAAGACGCCUGACAAACCGAUUGAGUGGUUCUGCGUCGCUGGGCGGAAUAGUCGGUCUCCAUCACAAAUCUGAGACGAAAGAUCCUUAUUACCGACCUCCACGCCGAAAUACCAUUGACCCUCUUGCCGGAAGCAACGGGCUUCCGAUUGCGUCCCUGGGGGGUGAAGGUUCUAAGAGUGUAAAUCUGGACGACCGAGCGCUAGACGAAGAAGCUGGAGAAGGUGCCUCUACUCCCCUACGACAGGAUGACGAAGCCUUUGAGGAUGUUAAUGUUGACCCCCAUCGGGCCAAGACCGACUAUGCUGUGCGAGAAGUGGACUUUUAUUACGGCGUCCGUGGUGCAGCAUUAUCUAGUGGGACAAGAAAACUAAAAACUGGUCCAGCCGAUCCAACGGGUCCAGUCUCGACAGCUAGAGGCUGGUUCAAGGGACUACUAGGUGGCAAAACCAAGGAGAAAACAAAAGGCUUUGAGGUUGUUAGGAGUGCUCGUGCUCCUCCACCGGGUCUUUUCCCUCCGACGCCUGAGCCUGAAGCUCAACAUGUCGAACCAUACCGUGACGAGCAACCUAAUAUCGACGAAGGUCGACCGGAUCCAACAGGUUCAAGAAUAGCAUCUCCCGUUCUGCAGCGGCAUAGCGUCUACGAUGACGACUCAGUUGUCGAGUCCGACGACGAUAUUGAGUCAAUUCCUCAUGUGCCUGCACAGCCCCCCUCGUUGCCUCUGGUGGAAUCGGUGGGCGGCAUCGAGCUACCCAGUCGAAUCGGUUCCGAAGCUUCAAAGAAAUCUAGAAAAAGGCCUCUACCUACAGAAGUCCCGGACGUCCCAGCUGUCCCUGCUAUCCCGAGGAAGAGUUCGCGAAGACAAUCUGGUUCAGACACUGGAUCGAGGGUGAGGGCUCCACAACCACCUUUCCCCCCAACGAAGUUCCCUGAUCACAAAGGCUAUGGUUACAAUCUGAGCGCGAGUCGUAUACCUUUCUCGAGUACACAGUCACCGGCAGCUCAGAACAAGCGAUGGUCGACUGGGGCAGAGUCAACUACGUCAAGUUUAGCGCGUGACGGCGAGGAAAAUGUGCCUGCCCGUCAGUCCUAUAUUAGCCAAUUGCGCAAUUCUGGCUCGGCACUAGGAGCUGCACAUGGUGCAGACAUUCAGAAUGACCGGCCAUCGACUAUGGGGUUUGUUCAGCAACACCGCGCAAGUGAUCAUAUUCACUACAACCCAGAAUACGAAGGUAGCACGGCGGAAGUGCAUGGCAGGCCUUCAUGAUAGUUCAAUGUUUGCCCAACAUGAUGAGUUUCCUUUUGAUCUCAAAAGAAGGUGUUCCAGCUUGACAACGAAAAGUUGACGGUGAGGAGUAUGAGCUCCAUGAUAUGUGAGGCUUGGUGGAAUAUGUUUUUGGCGAUAUAUACAUACAGCGCGGUGUUCAGGUUUGGUUUUUUGUUUCGUUUACAUGCUCGAUAUGCUAUGUGAUUUGACGCAGAAGGCUUGAUGUGGUGGGCACUGAAAAGUUGGUUGAAAUUCCGAAUCAUCCAGGGGAUCAGGAGAUCGGGAACUGCAUUAAUAUCACAUGCAGUGUGUCAUAUUCGGGGGACUCGGAAUAUAUACUCCACAGUAUAGUAAUACAUAAAGGACCUUUAUUAAAAGUCA
Messenger RNA from Exophiala oligosperma, 4318 nucleotides. RefSeq lists its product as uncharacterized. The transcript has a single exon. Lineage: Eukaryota; Fungi; Ascomycota; Eurotiomycetes; Chaetothyriales; Herpotrichiellaceae. The record is from RefSeq and is a predicted model, not a curated record. Bases 476 to 3937 code for a protein of 1153 amino acids. Gene Ontology annotation, biological process: transmembrane transport.